Onthophagus taurus is the source of this 1624-nucleotide messenger RNA. RefSeq names its product Cdk5 activator-like protein (gene Cdk5alpha). Gene Ontology annotation, biological process: axon guidance. NCBI's taxonomy places the organism in Eukaryota, Metazoa, Arthropoda, Insecta, Coleoptera, Scarabaeidae. Gene Ontology annotation, molecular function: cyclin-dependent protein serine/threonine kinase activator activity; protein kinase binding. The record is from RefSeq and is a predicted model, not a curated record. Gene Ontology annotation, cellular component: cytoplasm; protein kinase 5 complex; growth cone.
GGGGUCGUGCCGUCCCUUUUCUACGGUGGUGGCGGUGCGCGAACGAUUUUUAACACGAAAUGUUGAUAAUUGUGUUGCUGUGUUAGUGAUAUCAUUAAUUUAAAAAAAAAUUUGUUAAUUUUAAUGCUAAAAAUUUAAUAACCAAAAAAAGGGGAACAAAAAAAAAUUAAAAAUGGGCACCGUUUUGAGUUUUUCCCCAAGAGAAAGACGCCCAGUUUACACGACAAGUUCAACGGGGGAUUUUACAUUAAACAAUUUCUCUUAUGAGCAAUUAAACAAUGUGAAAAAUCGCGAAAACAAAUCGAACAACUCGAUUUCGAAUUCGAAUUCGAAUCAUAAUUUGCAAACGAAUUGUAACAAUAUAAACGAUAACGCGAGAAUUAUUUCGGAGAAAAACGCUUUGGAGAAAAACCUUAAAAAGCACUCGUUGUUUAUUAACGCGUUAUCAUGGAAGAGAUUUUCCACGACGAAUAACAACAAAAAGAAAUUGGAUAAUAACAAAAAUAAAAACGUCACCGUUUAUCGCCAACCGUUGGACUCAAUUAAUCCGGUUGUGGAUAAAAAUAAAAAUAUUCAACAGGGAAAACAACAAGGUCUUUAUUACACAAACACAAAAAGUAUAGGAACCUCAGCUUUGGCUUUGGAUAUUGUCAGGGCUAAUAACGCUAAUAAUAAUACGAACCAUCAUGUUAAUUGUGAAAAAGUUACCAAUAAACCAACUUUGUUGGGGCACCAAAACAAUCAGCAACAUCAGCAUCAGCAACAACAAAGUUCUUUGCCCGUUGUUGCUAAUUUACCCAAAAAAACCGUCAUUCAAGCAUCCACAUCGGAAUUAUUGAAAUGUCUCGGUAUUUAUUUGCAAGGAAAAUGUUAUAGACUAAGAGAUUUUCAAGCUGGGGAUGCUGUAAUGUGGCUUCGAACUGUUGACAGGAGCUUAUUAUUACAAGGAUGGCAGGAUGUAGCGUUUAUAAACCCAGCAAAUGUCGUUUUCGUUUAUAUGCUAGUGAGGGAACUAGUCGAAGAAGAUAUAGAAACCGAGCAAGAUCUUCAAGCCGUCGUAUUAACCUGUUUAUAUCUCUCGUACUCGUACAUGGGUAACGAAAUCUCGUAUCCAUUAAAACCGUUCCUCGUGGAAGACUCAAAAGAAAAAUUUUGGGAUCGUUGUUUGGAUAUUGUUAACCGGUUGUCGUCGAAUAUGUUACGAAUUAAUGCGGAACCGGGUUAUUUCACCGAGAUUUUCACCGAAUUAAAAAAUUGUGGUAUCAAUAACACAUUAAACGGGGGUUGUUCAUCGAGUUCGACUUCAUCCUCGAUAAAUGGGUUAACGACGAUGGGUUGUCAAACGAGCGGGAUCCCUCUCGUUCCUUGUGGAAAUGGAACAACAACGGCUGCUUGACGCAAAGAACACACGGUUGUAAAAUUGAGCAUUGCCGACAUGCCCACGGUACCGUGUGAGGUUUGAGAAUCAUAUAAAACAAUGAGAAAGAGGAUUUUUUUGGGUUGAGAGUACUUCCGGAUAAAUAAUUUACAUUUAAAGAUGAGAAAAAUCUAGAUUUAAGAAUUAAAGGAUGAAUUUAAGGCAUCUAUUAUAUUAUUUCUGUUGAAUAAAUAAGAUUUUUGUUGA